CUGACUUCAUCUCAUUAUCGAUGUUCUCGAUGCACAAAACCAUCAACGAAACUAUCACGACAGAAGAAAACGGUUCAAGGACGUUGGAUACCAAGAUACAAGGUUGACGGCGAAGAGACUGCCUGCGACUCGAGAAAAGACGAGUUUGCACAAGCAUUCCCACAUCACGCCGCGGUUGCUAGAGUACCGCCGAAUCAUCACAAGCCAGAUCCGAUCGGUCACCCCAGCGUCGUCUGCGUGAAGCUAUCUACGUCGACGACGCGCGUGCAAUACUACCUACGUCGACGACGCGCGCGCGAUACUACCUACGUAGGUAGUAUCCCAACCCUCCCAACCCCUCAUCUCGACGCAAUCGCGCCCUCCUAUCUACGUAGGUAGUAUCCCGACCUCUCAUCCCAACCCCACCAUGGCGCCGAAGAACAAAUCCGCAAAGUCGACGGCCGACGCCUCGGGGUCCUCGAGCGGCGGUGGUUCGAAGCUCAAGCCCGCGACGGCGAUCAAUGUCCGACACAUUCUGUGCGAGAAGCACAGCAGGAAGGAGGAGGCGCUGCGGCAGAUACGGGAAGGGAGGAAGUUCGACGAUGUAGCGAGAGAGUUUAGCGAGGAUAAGGCUAGGCAGGGAGGAUCGCUAGGGUGGAAGACGCGAGGGAGCUUGCUGGCCGAGUUUGAGAAGGUGGCGUUUGAGUUGGAGCCGAGCACGACGGCGAGUCCGAAGGUGGGAGAGUGUAGGACCGGGGAGGGGUAUCAUAUCAUCAUGGUAGAGGGGAGGAGAUAGGAAGAGGAGGAAAGGAAGAGACAGAAGGGAGGGGGAGAGAGGGAGAGGGGAGAUGAGGGAUAUUGAAUAUUGGUGUUUUUGGAAUAUACGUAACUGGCGUCGCGGCCUUGCUCUGCAGUGAACCACAUGCCUGUCCUUUAGCAAUGCCGGUUCGUUGAGGGAGAGCGGAUUAAGCUGAAGAAGGACAGCCUUGCGAGGGUAUCAGUGUUAGCAUGUGAGAGUCAAAUGCAGUGUUUACGU
Molecule: messenger RNA, 1015 nt
Organism: Westerdykella ornata
Lineage: Eukaryota; Fungi; Ascomycota; Dothideomycetes; Pleosporales; Sporormiaceae
Product: FKBP-like protein
Exons: 2
Coding region: 407-775 (122 amino acids)
Biological process (GO): rRNA processing
Molecular function (GO): peptidyl-prolyl cis-trans isomerase activity; DNA binding
Source: RefSeq, a predicted model, not a curated record